AUGCUAUUCAAAUUCUUUGUAUCUUCAAGGUCCCACAACAGUGAUAAAGGAUCAGUCGCCACGAGGGAUACGGAAGUCUCCCGUGAGAAUACAAGAACACACUCUCAUCUCAGUCGAGCCAGAUCGAAACCAAAGGAUCACACCAGCACGUCCUGGCCCUAUUUCACCUCUCCAGCAUCCGCAUUCGGAAGUCGCGAGUUACCUCAAACAGAUCAUCCGGUGACCGACGAUGAACUAAUACAAUCACAACUUGAUCGAUUGCACUUGCAGCCGGUGUUUUUUCGACGAAAAUACUCCAAAUCGCCGAAGCCGUCGAGAUCCCGCCCACCCGGUAGUAAUUCCAAACUAAAAACAUCAACACAUUCGCGCAGUACAGAGCCGGUUUUUGCGGUUGCGACCGUGUAG
This is a messenger RNA of Opisthorchis viverrini, 405 nucleotides long. RefSeq lists its product as hypothetical. The transcript has a single exon. Lineage: Eukaryota; Metazoa; Platyhelminthes; Trematoda; Opisthorchiida; Opisthorchiidae. The record is from RefSeq and is a predicted model, not a curated record. Bases 1 to 405 code for a protein of 134 amino acids.